AUGUGCAAGCUGGGCCGACUUGACGUCACUGUCAAUAGUGGUAAACGUGGAAGAUACUCUACAAAUGGCGACCCUCCAAACAAGGACAUCAAAAAGCCAAGGAAAGGAGAAAUAAAUUUCCUGCCUCAGUAUCCAGAGGGGUUGGAUGACCACAACCUGGAAGCAGCUCGCCAGGUGUGUUGCGAGUUCACCCGUGUGGUGGGGAAAAAUCUCAAAGAAAACUUCUUUGAGGCACUUGACCGUUUCUCGCCAAACUUGAUGGACCUCUUCAGGAAGAAGAAGGGCCUCAGUGGACAGGUUUUAACUGACCUUUUACGUCAGACAAAGACCACUGAGCCAACAGACAUCAGGUGCCUUUGUCUUCGGGGACUGCCAGUCGUCUUGGGGGAUGACCCCUCUGCGUUCUUCAAAACCUGCUCGGAUGCAACUGACAAGGACUUGUACAGUGAAACUUCAGUGGGAAUCCUCUGCAUUGACGAACAUCCUCAACUCAACCCAUCCAGAGUGAGCAUCGUCUUGGAAGGGAGUGUGGUAAUGGAGGAGCUGGCCAACCUGCCACAGGCUUUCUGUGUCCUUUUUGGACUAAUUUAUGCCUUGCACUUGGACUACCCCAAGUGCAUGAAAAGCACCUUCCACUUUAUUCAACAGGUCAUGCUAAACCUGGGCAGAGUUGAGCUGAAACCCAAAAUUCUAUCUUUGAAGAAUCAGCUAUCUGUAUAA
Knipowitschia caucasica is the source of this 720-nucleotide messenger RNA. Lineage: Eukaryota; Metazoa; Chordata; Actinopteri; Gobiiformes; Gobiidae. The record is from the annotation of a GenBank genome assembly.